AUGCUGAAGAAGAAAAGUCUUGAAUUUACAUGAAUUUGUGAUCUGUUUGUAAAGAAAAUUGUGACAGGGGUUGCCAAAAUUCAAUAUUUGACAAUAAAGAAUUAAAUAAACUAUUAUAGUUUUAACUGUAGUUUAGUUUCUGGAACAAUCUAAUGGACAUAGAAAAAAUUGAUACUGAAACUAGUUUAAGGUUAAUGGAAAUUUCAGAAAGUUUGGCAAAAUUAAGCAAAGAUAUCAAUGAGACAUCCACAUUGAAAGAUAAUUGCCAUAGAAUUCCAUUUAGUGAAUCAAAUUUGAACAAAGGAACUGAAUCCUCAACCAGUUAUUUAAAUGAUGCAAGUUCAGUGUCGCUUGAUAAUAAUUCUACGUUAAGGAAGUCAAAAGUGUCAUUUUGUGAUUCUCAAAAUCUGUCAAAUAAAGUGUCCUCUUUAGAAAACAGCUUUGCCUCGAAAAGUUCAAUACUUAGAAAUCCAUCACCAUCAUAUUCAAAGCAUAACAGGUCUUUCUCACAGUCAAAUCGCAGUCUUUAUUCAAAUAUGCCCUCUAGAAAUAGCCUCAGUCAAAAUCCAUCGUAUAGCAGAAGUAGAAAUUUAAGCACCUCCAAAUCAAAUUUUCAAACAAAAUAUCUGCCAGAAUUUUGGAGAAGUCAAACCUCAGUGAGUCCAAAUCAAGAAAUGAGAGUGACACAAGAAGAGUUUGAUGCUGUGAGAUAUUUUCCUACCACUCUUGGAGAACCAUCCUAUUCUAUGACCAUUCCUGUUCAGUCUGUGGAAGAACCACAACUCUCUUCUCGGUACAGUUCUACUAGGACCGUCAACAGAAGUUACAGUGGUAAUUCUUCUUAUUUAAACCCAUAUGAUAGAAGCAGGUACAGUGAUAAUGUUGAAAG
This is a messenger RNA of Lottia gigantea (owl limpet), 889 nucleotides long. RefSeq lists its product as hypothetical. The record is from RefSeq and is a predicted model, not a curated record. The transcript is spliced from 2 exons. Lineage: Eukaryota; Metazoa; Mollusca; Gastropoda; Lottiidae. The annotation marks the transcript as partial.